CCCCAAACCUCGCUCAGCCUGGUGAGCCCACAGGCCAGCGCUCUGACAUGCAAGAGGUAGCCCUGAGCCUGCUCCUGCUCCUGGCAGGCCUGCCUGCCCUGGACGCCAAUGACCCUGAAGACAAAAACAGUCCUUUCUACUACGACUGGCACCGACUCCGGGUCGGCGGGCUCAUCUGUGCCGGGAUCCUGUGUGCCAUCGGCAUCAUUGUCCUCAUGAGUGCGUGGCGGGGCCGUGUGUGGGCGGGGCUUCAGAUGGGGCGGGGCUGCGGGUCCCCUCCGCUGACCACUCCCCUGUCCUCUCCCCCCACAGGUGGAAAAUGCAAAUGCAAAUUCAGCCAGAAGCCCAGUCAUCGUCCAGGGGAUGCCCCGCCUCUCAUCGCCCCAGGCUCUGCCGGUGACUGCUGAAGACGGAUCCCUGCAGAGGGCCUGUCUCUGCCCCCGGGGCCUGGCGCUGCCCAGGACAAAGACAACACCCCCUCCGCAGGAGCUGCAUCUCACCUCCCCAGACAGGGGUCUCCUCCUUCCAUUUUUAACCUAAAACAACCGUGCCUCGUGCCCCAGUAGCCUCUGUGUGCACCGCGGUGGGCUUUGGGAGGGGCUCGGGAGAGGCUGGGCAGCACUGGAUGGCUUCCCUGGGGACAGCCAGCAGGCCUGCUCCCUGUGGCUUGGCGCAGGGCUGGGGUCCGCCUUCUGUCUCCCGGCCGUGGGAGCUUUGUGUGCCACUUAAGAUUUUCCAAGUGGGGAACAGCUGUGCAAACGAAUGAGGGCCUGGCCACAGGAACGCAGGACACUCAGGUGGACAGACAGCGGCCAUCCGGGGGACGUCACCCUCCCGUGGUGGGGGUACACAGAGAGCAGCCCCUGGCGCCGCCCGUCACUCACCCCUGAGACUGCACUAUGCUAUGAGACCUUUCCAAACACCCUCACAGAUACCCCUGGAAAUACAGGGCGGCCGCAUGGCGCGCGAGCCGCCACUGAGCCUCAGGCUCCCCACCCCCAGACGCCCCGUGCCCAAUAAGGCCGCCAACAUGUUCCCAUGGGCCAUCCAAUAAAACGCCGAAAAUCCUUC
Lepus europaeus (European hare) is the source of this 1071-nucleotide messenger RNA. RefSeq names its product FXYD domain containing ion transport regulator 3 (gene FXYD3). Gene Ontology annotation, cellular component: membrane. Gene Ontology annotation, biological process: regulation of sodium ion transmembrane transporter activity. The record is from RefSeq and is a predicted model, not a curated record. NCBI's taxonomy places the organism in Eukaryota, Metazoa, Chordata, Mammalia, Lagomorpha, Leporidae. Gene Ontology annotation, molecular function: sodium channel regulator activity.